Messenger RNA from Xylona heveae TC161, 1665 nucleotides. RefSeq names its product UFD1-domain-containing protein. The record is from RefSeq and is a predicted model, not a curated record. Gene Ontology annotation, cellular component: VCP-NPL4-UFD1 AAA ATPase complex. The coding region runs from base 163 to 1347 and encodes 394 amino acids. The transcript has 3 exons. Gene Ontology annotation, molecular function: polyubiquitin modification-dependent protein binding. Lineage: Eukaryota; Fungi; Ascomycota; Xylonomycetes; Xylonales; Xylonaceae.
CCAUAUCUACCUACUCUGGCCCUGCUCUCCGUUUUUGAUUCCCUGUCAAUCAUUUCAAGGAACACGGAUCAUUCCCCUCUUCACUCAUUGCCACAAAUUUCAUUUCUUGCACUGUUUCAAAGCAGACCUCGCUUCAUCUGAAACCUUUACUACCAGCCGGUCAUGUUCUCACACGGCUUUUACGACGAGGAAGAUCCCAUGAUGGCCUUUCAGUCGGCCAUGAUGCGGAGAUCUGGCGCUCCUCGUCGUUUUGACGAAUACUUUAGGUGUUAUCCUGUCGCUAUGAUGCCCGGACCCGAGAGAGAAGCCGCAAACCAUGGUGGAAAGGUCUUCAUGCCGGCCAGCGCACUGGAGAAGCUUACCCGACUGCAUAUCACAUAUCCUAUGCUCUUUGAGCUUAUCAACGGUGCUAAAGAGAGGACUUCGCAUGCUGGUGUGCUGGAGUUUAUUGCUGAGGAAGGAAAGAUUUAUCUACCAUUUUGGCUUAUGCAAACAUUACUGCUUGAGCCCGGAGAUUUACUGCAAGUCAAAUCGACUGAUCUUCCGCCUGGACAAUUUAUCAAACUUCAACCGCAAGCCACCAACUUUCUUGACAUUACCGAUCCCAAAGCUGUCCUCGAAAAUGUUUUCCGAAAUUUUGCCUGUCUGACAAAGGGCGAUAUCUUCACUUUUGCCUACAAUGAUCAGGUUUACGAAAUGGCUGUGUUGGAAUGCAAACCGGAAACAAAUAAGCAUGCUAUCGGAGUGCUGGAGACCGAUCUGUCAGUCGACUUCGCACCGCCAAUUGGAUAUGAAGAGCCCGUUAGGAAGAGUGGCACAAGUACACCCAAGACUGCUGGUAGCGGCGGUGGUCUGCCUGCGGGAGGGCUACUGCAUCACCAGGGAACCAUGGCACAAUCCAUCAACUAUUCUUCAAUCGCACCCUCCGCGACAACCGCUGCUGCCGGUAGCAAGGCCGUGUCAUCGAACUUUUUGAGCCAAGGACAAAAGCUAUCGUCGCGCAAGAGUAGCAAGGCACCGACACCACAACCCUCUACUCCAAUUGCUGGAACUUCAACUAAUGCCGAACCAAAACCUUACGUUUCACGGAAAUCUGGCCCUCAACCCCUCCGCUUGCCCCCAGGAAUGCUGUUCUUCGGCUAUGAAAUUAAGCCGCUGAAGAAGAAAGGGGAGCAGGCAGAAAACACUCAGGAACAAAAAUUCCAAGGCGCCGGCCAGUCGCUUCGUGGCGGAACAAAGAAGAAGGGUGGCAACAGUAGUGACGCAGAGGCCAAACCGAAGAAAGAUGAUCCUGCCGAGAAAAAGUCUACUGGCAGUAGUGGUCGGACGCUUCGGGACCUCAAGUGAUUGCGCCACAAAUACUCAUGAAUAUCCCUUCGCUUCAAUACCAGCAUCGCAGUAUCAUACGAUGAAUUUUUUUUUUUCUUUUUCUAACAUUUUAUAUUGCAUGGCGGCGUUGGCGGAGCUUGAUGCGGGCGACUGGUUGGUGGCGGACUUAUCUUCAAAUUGUUAAUUACCACAUAUUGGGAUAGACUACGAUAUAUAUUUACGGAUAUCAUCAACAUUACAAAACCCUGCCCAACUUCACGAGGUGAUAUGUUUGCCGUCCUUCUGAAGCCCUUGUUGUUUGCCUAAUUUGCCACCUUGGCGUCGCAAACUAUAUUC